CGAGGAAAGAUCGCGACAACUCAACGAGAAGACAAGAAUGGCGUCUAAUACAGGACUUCCUUGGUCAUUGGCAAUAAAACCGUUACUUUCGGCUUCGUAUUCGUCAUUCCCUAAAACCGAUAUACCAGAGUUUACGAAAGCUAUCAUACGCAGUGAGAAAGACAUCCUUCAGCAUGACAAAGAGUAUGAACCAUUCUAUUCCUCAUUUGUGGCAUUGGCUGCUCAUUUUCUGAGUGCAGAAUGCAGUUCCAUGCCCAAAUCCAGUGUUGGCCAGGUCACCUCGGCAUGCAGGGUGCUCCUGCGCUUUCUUCUUAUGCGGCUGCAAUCAUUUACCGAAAGUUGCACCAUUUCACAGAAAUACCUGAUGAUUUUGAUCCAGGGACUUUGCAAGGGCAGUGGCUGCUUAAACAAAUCAGAUAUCAUUACAUUUUCUUCUAUGCUGAAGGCCUCUAAGCAACCGUCAAUGGUUCGGGGGGAUGCAGAUGCCACUGUGACCAAAUUAUGUAGACUUCGAAAAGAAUCCAUAGAACACCCAGAACAGAAGGACAAAAAAUUGCUUCGACUGGACACUGGCAGCAACCUUUUUGACCAGAUGACAUCAGUCUUUGACCAGGUGAUGCCGGUCAUAGUUACCAAAUUAGAUGGUGGUAUAGACACAGGGCAAAGCAGUGACAGAGAAAGUCAUCUUCCUGCUGGAGUGGAGACGGCUGAAGAAGUGAUUCCAGCAUUUGGUAGAAAAAAUUGCACUUGCCUGCUGCAGCUGAAUGGUGCCAACAUUCUGGUAGACACUUGUGCACAGCUGCUCUUCCUUAGCAAGUACCAGCAAAGGUACAAGGAGGCUUUAGCAGGCUCUGCCUUCCUCUUGCCUGCCACUUUGUCAGAGGCUUUGACCACCAGAAACAGUUACCAGUCAAUCUUGAGUGACAUAACGGUGGUGUGGAUGGCCUACUCCUUGCCUGUUUUGGAGCCUCUCACACCUAAACGACUGGAAAAAAUUGUGACAUGCACGCUAAGCUGCCUGUAUGCUGCAGUUACUGUGGCCACUGCUGAUACUAUCAUCAACAUGGUGAAACCAGCCACCGCUGCUCAGCCAGCUAGUAAAGAUGAGGAGAUUGAAGGCUACGGGAGAGCCAUUGUGCAGAAAUCUCUGGAAAUAUUUAACAUGGUGUCAGUGGCAGUUCGCAAUUCUACUCGUGCUGGCGGAAAUGUGGCCCAAAACCUGAACCUGAUUGCAGCAUGGGUGCUGAUGAAAGGCUUACAGGGCAUCCUGUCUUUGACUCCAGCAGUGAUACUGGAAAGAAGAGACUCAGGUAAACGUCCAGGCCCUGAAGGUGCCACUCACAAACCCAAAGACUUUUCAAGUACCGGCACAAGACCAAGCUCUAGCAAGAGCACACACCAAGGAUUUAGCGUAGCUGCAGUUGCCCUUGGCUCCAAUGCCAUACAGCUACUAACAUCUCUUCUUGAUGACCUUCAGAUUGAAGGCUCUUUUGGAGAUCUUGAGACUCCAGCUACAGAGAGUAAGGCAGGCCUGGAAAUCAAGAUUUUGACCUCAAUGUCAGCAUGGCAUCGUGUGCGUAAACUUCUUGCUACUAUCGGACUAGCUGACCUGCUUUUCAAUCUUGUGACAGUUUCUUUCAGAAAGGCAGUGAUGCUAAAGCGUUUGAAACAGGGCUCAGAGACAGCAGAAACCAGCAGCAGCAGCACCUCAGAUUCCAAUACCUUCUAUGAAGACGACUUUAGUGCUACAGAGGAUAGCAGUGAGGAAGAUGAUGACUCGGAACCUAUUCUUGGUGAAUGGUUGGAAGGAACCUUGUCUCCAGAAGAACCAACAGAACCUCCUGUGACAUCACCAGAUGCCCCACGAUUAGAAGUGCAGGGUGAUGCAAAACGCAGUCGCCAACCCUCAGAAGACUCGCCUGUCUUGGUGCCGGACAAACGAGAACCUGACGGGUUUAUCACCUUGGCAUCCACUAUCCUGAGCUUCAUGAAUGUAUGCUUGAUUAACUCUACAGACUCUGACAUUCGCAAACUUCUCAAGAAUUCCUUGAAUGAAGACCAUGUUCUCUGUCUGGCCUGCCUUGUCCGUGAUCUAGACCGAGAGCUUGCUCGUACAGGACACGAUAAAGUGUAUGAUGAAAUUUCAGUGGCUUUAGCCAAAUUUUGCCACAGUCUCAUUGCCACAGAAUGCUUAUCAGAGGUGCUGCAGGAUCACCUGCUACAGCAGCUUGGUGUGGGAAUUUCCCCCAUGGCCAAUCUGGCUGACUCCUGGCCUCUCAUGGUCAGCCAGCAUACCCUGGCGGUUCUGGUAGAAGUCCUGUUGAUGCGACAGCAGCAAGAACGAGAGGCCAAGUCUGUACAAAGCACUGCCGACACCAUCAUCAUGUCCAUCUGGUCAAGAUUUCUCAACUCCCUGAAGUCUGCCAUCAUGGUCUUUGACAAUCGCAGUGAGCAGUUUGAAGAUCUAAAUGUGGAGCACCUGCAGGUGUUGCUCUUCCUGUUCCAUAGCCUGCAGCUAACACAAAGGAAAGGCUUGCUGAUUCAGAUUACCCAGACCAUCACCAGUGUGGCCAACAUGGACACAAGGCGGCUAGAGGAGACUGUGCCCUUGGUACUGAGUCGCCUCAUGCUGGUGUUUGAGUACAUGCUGCACUAUUUCUACGACCCGCCUCUUGCUCUCAUCGAUCAAGUACAGUGGAACCUGUUCACUGUCCACACCUUUCCACAGGGUCGUAGUGAUGCCACUAAUAUCACCCGCACAGCACAGUUCUUUCCCUGUCGGGAAGUGGAAGACAACUUUCGCAAGAGCUUGGUCUCCUAUGAGAAUCCAGAUGUGGGCACCCUGAAACCCAGGUUCUAUAAUUUAGGCCCACCAGACAUUAAUACCCAAGAUGUGCCUCGAAUAGAUGGGCUGGCAAGUAGCUGCCUAUUGUCAAGUGAUGCUGUGGACUAUGGACAGCUGUAUGAUGCCUGCAUUAAACUGCUCAUGGCAGGAUCAUGCUGUGAUGUCACUAAGCCCAAGCUGUCACCUUUGGAUGCCUCAGCCAUGCAUUACCAUUUUCUGCUGGUAUGGCGGCUGCUAGCCUGCCUGCCUCCCUCAGUCAACUAUGUGGAAUCCCUGGGAACUGGCACCUUCUCCAUGGACAGUGCCCAUGUUCUUCACACCUUGCGCUGGGUUCCAAGACUGUCUCACAAAGUCUUUUCCAGUUGGGUUAAGGACUUCCUUCUGAAACAAGGCCUGACCGCUCAGCAAGCAGACGUGCAAGUAAAUGCUGCCACCAAAGCCACAAGCGACAUCAGCUUUGAUCUGGGACUGGCCAUGAAAUUCCUCAGAGAUCAGAUGGCCAGUCUUCCUGUGAUAACCCAGAGAGAAGUUCUGCCCCGAAAGGAGCUACCUGGUCUCUCCACCAUUCUCAUCCUUGAUGCAGUUGUUGCCAAAGUACAUGUUGCCCUGGACGAUGCCUUCUCCCAGAAUGCCUCGGAAGGUGAUCCUCGGCAAACCAUUGACCUAGCCAUCAAUCUCAUGCCAGCAGUGUACCCACUGAUCGAAGCAUACGGCACAUUUGUGAAGUCCUGCGUGCUGCUUGAGGUCUCUGAGUCUGAUGAUAAAACCAUGACACCACAGCGACUGAAAGCAUACAGCCAAGUAAUGAGUGUUGGCUCAGCCCGCUCAAAGUGGACUCGCCUGGGCAGUGCUGUCAUGGUCCUCCUCCCCAGUCCUGUCAAGAAUGCUGUGGAAAAAUGGUGUUCUGGCUCGGCUAGCGAGUUUCCUCCAGUGUGUGCCUGGCGUAAUGCUUUUGCCAAUGACAACAUUCCAUGUGAAAGUUACAUGGAUGCCAUUCACAGUGCUCACAUGGUCACCUUAUCUGGUCAGCGUACCUUCUGCAUCAGUGCUUCACUCCGCCACGUCCUGGCAUCCCUUGUUGCAUUUGGCAACAGUCUGCUAACCUGGUGUCCGGACAGUGGGGUCAACCGUGAGUUCAUGAGAGUUUUGUUGCCUCUUCAUCUGGAUGUGACCACUGAAUACUUGGCGGACUCUGUGACAUCUGCACUGGAGAAGUUUUUGGGUCCAGUGGAUGGUGACCGGUUCAGUGAGCAGAUGUACAAGCAGGGCAUUUUAGUGUGCCAUGACAUCAACGUCACGUACUCAGACCCAGAGAGUGGUUUGGACGAGAAGAUUCUACACCAGUGUGUUUUGUUCCUUGACUCAGCGCUGGAUACCCUACCUGGAGCUCAUGCUUUGGAAACUUUUUAUUCUGAAUCUGGUGAUCUGACAAGUUUGCUUUUGGCCAUCGCACGAGAGGGUCUUGGAGCAACUUUCAUCUAUCGGAUCCUGAAAUUUUUCAACAAACUCUUCCAGCUGGCUGACAAAGAGGGGAGUGAUAAAAGCUACAGGAACCUGUGCUGCCACCUAUCUGGUUUGACCAAAGUGGAUUACACCGUACUUCAGUCUUUGCUUUACAAAAUCUUCCACUCACCCCAGGAUGAAGAAGAAGAAGUCACUGUGGAACAGAACCGUUGCUUGCUGCAUAGUCUCAUACUGUUCAUUGUCAAGGGUGCAAGUCUGGUGGGGGAAGAAGUUUCCAUGACUCUACUUCAAGCCCUCAUCCCCAUGGGGUCCCCUCUGCUGAAAGAGUGUGGUGGCGAACUGUCCAGCUUUCCUGAGCUGAUGAGCAUCAUGCAUCUGCUGGCUGUGGCUGGCAAUGGACUGGGACACAUCCAGCUCUUCCAAGCCGCCACAUCUUGGCUAGACAUAUGUAAAGGACAUUUGUCUGAACCAGAAAUUCGACAGCAGUUUCUUCAGAAUGGAAAACCAGCCAUUCCUGGGUUGAUGGAGACACUUGGAUGUCUUCUUUCGUACAUUGGGGAAGUCCUUGGUGCACUCAAGAGAAGCAGCAGUGAUAGAGGAAGCUGUGCCUCUCCCACACUAGACAUGGAGCCAAUGUUACCUGCUGAUGGGGACAGUGACUGGGCUGAUGAUGCAGCUCAGGAUGAUGACGAUUCAGGAGGCGAAGAUUCGGAUGAAGAGUCAUUGAACAGCAAGCUGUGUACCUUCACCAUCACGCAAAAAGAGUUCAUGAACCAGCACUGGUACCACUGUCACACUUGUAAAAUGGUGGAUGGGGUGGGAGUCUGCACUGUCUGUGCUAAGGUGUGCCAUAAGGACCAUGACUUGACCUACUCCAAGUUUGGUUCUUUUUUCUGUGACUGUGGAGCUAAAGAGGAUGGCUCUUGCAAGGCACUUGUAAAACGGACUUCCCAGAAUGGGCUGGAUUCCAGUGGGUCAGCCAUGGGUCAGUCUCCCUUUGCCCUGGACACUUUCCACCACCACAGCUCUCUUCGGCGCAGACUUUCAUCACCCUGUGCUGAAGACAAACAGCAGGAAAAUUCAAAAAACCUUCAGGAGGCCAGCAAAGCCCAGGACACUCUCCAGAAACAGAUUGAAGGAAACAAAGCUCAGUUUCUCUCUCACAUGGAAAAGUCGAACACUGUUGAGACCGUGCUGGAAAUCCUAAAGUGGAUUGUGCCUCCAUUGACGGAAAACUACCAGAGCAAUUCACCCAUUGGAAGCACUGGUCGAGCACAGCAUGCUUUGAAUGAACUACAUAAUCAACCCAAGAAGAUCGAGAGCACCCCUGAUCAGCUGAUGACUGUGACUCUGGGCUCCCAAGAAGGAGCUUUCGAGAAUGUGCGGAUGAACUACAGUGGCGACCAAGGGCAGACAAUCCGGCAGCUUAUCACUGCUCACAUGCUGCGCCGUGUGGCAAUGUGUGUGCUGUCCUCUCCACAAGGAAAGCGACAGCACCUGGCUGUCAGCCAUGAGAAGGGCAAGAUCACCAUUUUGCAGCUGUCUGCACUGCUCAAACAGGCUGACUCCAGCAAAAAGAAGCUCACUCUUACUCGGCUGUCCUCAGCACCUAUUCCAUUCACGGUUUUGUCCAUCACUGGCAAUCCCUGCAAUGAAGACUUCCUUGCUGUGUGUGGCCUAAAGGACUGCCAUGUCCUAACAUUCACCAGCUCAGGAAGUGUGUCUGACCACUUGGUUCUUCAUCCCUCCUUGGCUACUGGCAACUUCAUCAUCAAGGCCAUUUGGUUACCUGGUUCCCAGACUGAACUGGCCAUCGUUACAGCAGAUUUUGUAAAGGUUUACGAUCUGGCCUUAGAUGCCAUCAGUCCUCAGUAUUAUUUCCUGCUUCCAAGUGGCAAGAUUCGAGAUGCUACAUUCCUCUUCAAUGAUGAAGGACGGUUCAUUGUCAUCAUGGCAUCGUCAGGCUAUAUCUACACCCAGGUGAUGGAUGAUUCCAGCAGUGCUCGCCAUGGGCCAUUUUACAUCACCAGUGUUCUUGAAAUUCGACAUUCUGAUCUUAAGGAUGCAAGUGGACAGGUUGCAGGAGGGGGAGUGUCUGUGUACUACUCGCAUGCUCUCCAGCUCGUCUUCUUCAGCUACAGCCAAGGCAAGAGCUUUGCUGCAGCAGUAGCACCAGAUCUGUCCAAGGCUUCAAAUCUUUUCCCCAUCACCUUCAAAUGCUCUAAUGGUGGGAGCAAAGGGAGUAGCAGUAGUCAGCCCUUGGUACAGUGGUCAGAAGUGGUUGGUCACACAGGGCUUCUGUAUUGUACUGCCCAGUCAUCCAGCAACCCGAUUGUCCUCAUGGUUAGACCUGAUGCCAUCCUCAUGCAGGAGAUCAAGGUCACUCCUGCUAAAGCCAAGAUUCAAGAUGUAGUUGCCAUUCGGCACAUUGCUUCUGCCUCAGACCAGCAUCGUACAACCAUGAUCUUGCUGUGUGAAGACGGCAGCCUGAGAAUCUACAUGGCUAAUGUGGAUACCACAAACUACUGGAUGUCACCUUAUCUUCAGCCUCAAAGCCCCAUUGCAGCCCUCAAGCCUUCCAAGAAGAAAAAGAACAUCAAGUCAGGACGCCAGGCAGGCAGCAUCAACUUUCCCAUUGACUUCUUUGAGCAUUGUCAGCAGAGCAACGAUGUGGAGUUUGGUGGAAAUGAUAUACUGCAAGUGUACAACACUCAGCAGGUGAAACACCGUCUGAACACCACUGGCAUGUACAUAGCAAGCACCAAGCCUGCAGGCUUUAACAUCGAGAUUGUCAACACUAACCCAUCAAAUGUGAUGGUGGGACUGCGGGUUCAGGUUGGCAUGCAAAGUGUGGAGAAAGCCCCCUCGUACCUGGAAAUCUUUGGUCGAAGCAAGCAGGUGGGUCUCAGCAGAGCUCGCUGGUACGACAUGCCCUUCACACGUGAGGAGUCGCUGACUGCUGACAAGAAGGUCAUUUUGUUUGUUGGAGCCAGUGGAGAUCCUGCUGGAGUGACAAUGGUUGACUCCAUCAAGCUGUAUGUGAAGACCAAGGAAGCUUUUGGAUGGCCUGAAGAACCAGACGAGUUUCUAGAAACUACAGCUCCUUCGAAGGCAUCAGCACCAUCUUCAGGCAUUUCAUCUGGAAUGGAGAGUGAGGCAGUGCCGUCACCACCUUUGCCUAUGACCACAGCUGACAAGUUACUGAAUAGUGGUCUGGAGGUGCUGGAUGGUGUGUUUGCCACUGUGAAUGUGCCUGACUUAGGCAUGACUCCAUCCCUCACACAGCAAGAGCUGCAAAAAAGGCGUAAGGAUGCUUUGGAACUGGCAACGACCUUGCUGACCUUGCCAACGCCCCCAGCGGUACAGCAACAGGUUCAGUCUUUGCUUGCCUCUCUGUUUCCCACCAGAUCUGACUACCACAACCACAAGGACCAAGCAAUGCUGGAGGAUGUGAUUCAGCGACUGAGACAGGAAGGCCCAGCCAUGCCUGUUGAGAGCUUCCAGCGCCUUGUAGUCACUGCACGGUCAGUGGCCAUCACCAGACCCAGCAAUCUCAUAAAGUUUGCUGAAUCUGGCAGCAAAGUUGAGGCCUUAGAAGUAACUGACCUGGAAGCAGAAAAGAAUGACAAAGGAUCAGAAAAGAAGCAAAAGCAAUUGUUUGACCUUGACUCCAUCGAGCAGGGCCACUUCACCAGUCAGCUAAUGAAUACCUUUUGGAAGCUGCAUGCAGCCAAGCCAUCAAAUCCCAUGCUGGCACCCGUCUGCUUGCCAGGUCUAGCGCACAUUGAGGCCACAGUUCAUGCUUUGGUGGGAAUCAUCCAGGCAUUCAUGCUUUGUGACUCCCAGUACAUUGGCACAGCAACUAAACAUCUUGUACAACUGUUACUCUGUCCUGACCCACAAGUAAGCUUUGCCUGCUGUCAUGCUAUGAUAAGAGCUCUACGCCCUCGCCAUCGUCGCCGUCGUGUUUUCAUCCCAUCGCCACCAAGAUGCAGUUCUCCAGGCCCAGGAGGAGGUGAUGAUGAAGAUGAUGAUGAUGACGAUGAUGAUGAUAAAGGAGAUAAACUUGACACCCCAUCUGAUGAUCUUUCAUCCCUCAGCCAGCCAGCCCAAGCAGAAGCAGAGAUUGAUAAUGAGGAACCAUAUGAAGUGGUGAACGUGGAACCAAUGGUGCUGGACACAGGAGGGGAAAACGAGGUCCAGGCUAGAGCGUUGCCUCCAUCUCUGGACUCUCUUUGGAGCGCUGAGCGAAACUUUCCUCCCAUAGUAGACAUACCACCUGAUGCUGAUGAUGAAACUAUGGUAGAACUGGCCAUAGCUCUCAGCCUGCAGGACCAGUCGGGCCAAAGACUGGGUCUUCAGAGUUUGGGUUUGGCCCAGCCAUCUCAGGGAGAAAUACUGUUAGAAGAAGGGCCUUUGUCAGACACCACAGCCUCUGCGCCAGGCAGCGACGAUGAAGUGGGCAGCAAUGCAGCAACAGACGGGUCAACACUGCGAACGUCACCCGCUGAACAUGGUGGCAGUGCUGGCUCUGAGAGCGGAGGGAGUGCAGUAGAUUCUAUAUCAGCUACAAGUGGGCGCAGCAGUGCUUAUGGUUUCCAGCCUCCAGAGAGCCUGCCUGGCAUCGGUGGCCGCAGUGAGAGCAGCAGUGUUGGUGGAGCAGGUGGCUUUGCCCCACCUGAGCAUGAGACAUUUGAGACAGAUGGAGAAAGUGAUUUGACUAGCAGAUUGCACAGUAUGCGACUGUUGUUGCUGGAGCGCAUGCUACAGUACUUGCCAGAAGUGCGCAGCGUGGGAGGAGUUGGGGCAGUACCCUUCAUGCAGAUUCUACUCAUGCUGACCUCAGACGUGGACACCGAGGAGGACCGAGAUAAGGCCAUUCUUGAUAAUUUCCUGGCCACCAUCAUCACUGAAUUGGACCUCUCCGGCAAGGAUUUGGCCAUCAUCGCCACUCGCACUAAGAAUACAGAAGUAAAGCUGAUUAUUUUGCGACUGGUCAGUGUUCUUCUGUCCCGAACCCGGGGCUCAUCCAGGUCUUCAGGAGAGUCCUCAUUCGUGAGCAGCAAAAUGGCCACUGCUUUGUUGUCCAGUGGUGCCAUUCCCUAUUGCCUGCAGGUUCUCAAGAGCCUUCUCCCAUUCUGGCACCAGUUUGCAGGCCCUGAGGAGGAGGCAGCAGCAACUCCUGGUCAGCUGCUGACCCACCCAUCCCAUCCACCUCCUGAUAUGUCCCCCUUCUUUUUGCGGCAGUAUGUCAAGAGCCAUGCUAAUGAUGUUUUUGAGGAGUAUCCACAGCUUCUGACUGAAAUGGUGUUGAGACUACCAUACCAGCUUAAGAAGAUUGCAGAGUCAGGUCAGAAGAUACCACCUGCUGUAUUUGAUGCUUCUUGGCAUUCUGUUCUAUCUGAGUACAUGAUGACCCAGCAGACACCAUUUGUGAAGAGGCAGGUGAGAAAGCUGCUACUGUUUAUCUGCGGGUCCAAAGAAAAGUAUCGUCAGCUGCGAGACGAGCAUGCAGUGGAGUCCCACCUGGCCGAAGCCAGAACAAUAUGUGCUCAUGGUGGCUGGGAUCAGUCGCUUGAUCUUGCGGCCCACAGCAUUGUGCUUCCCUAUGACACUCUUCUCAGCCUGAUUGAGCAUCUGAAGGUUUGCUCAGAGAUUGCCUCCUCUCGGCCAUACAAUUGGCAGAUGUACUGCCAGCAGCAUCGAGACACACUACCCUACAUUGUGCACACUAGCAUCGUGCUGGAUGAGGGGGUUGCACCCACGCUCCUGAGCCUUCUGCAGCUUGCCAUCUGUGGGACCAAAGGUCAGGGUCAGGGGUCAGUGGAGAGUUCCUCAAGCACCUCCAGCAUCUCACCUGUUCGACAUCGAUCACGUAAAGAUGAAGAUGUCUUACUAUCCAGGAUGCCACCUUCUUCCGUGAUAGGAUUGCAAUGCUUCAACAUCAUUGGACAAAGUGCAUUAAUGUCAAGAGUCUUUUCAGAUUCACAGAAAAGUAAGUCUAAGGCGAAGAAGCAAAAGAAGCAAGCAGGGCUAAAAGACGGCAUUGAGGAGCCACAGAGGUUUAACGAGAGUUUGAGCAGAGAGCUUGUUGACUUGCUGACCAGCACUCUUGAGAGGGCCACCCUCAUCAAGUUUGUCCGCACUUUCUUGCUGGAGUCGAAUGCCUCAGGAAACCGUUGGCUGGCUCAUUCCUUGGUGUUGCAGAUCUAUAGAAACUCCAGCGGCACUCAGCAGGAGGCCUUGAUGGAUAUGCUGUGGGGGCUGUGGGAGGAGCUGCCAGUGUUUGGACGCAAAGCAGCACAGUUUGUAGACCUCCUGGGAUUCUUUGUCUUGAAAACGCCUAAUCUGUCUGAAGAAAAGGUGCAGGAGUACCUGGAGAAAGCUGUAGCUCUGCUGCGAGCAGAAAACAAUGUCCUAGCCAACCAUCCCAAUGCCUCCAUCUAUAACAUGCUGCAAGGACUGGUAGACUUUGAUGGCUACUAUUUGGAGAGUGAUCCGUGCCUGGUCUGCAACAACCCUGAAGUUCCCUACACCAAUCUGAAGCUGUCAGCCAUCAAGGUAGAUUCAAAAUACACCACCACAACGCACAUCGUCAAACUGGUUGGAAGCCAUACCAUCUCGAAAAUUUCUCUCCGGAUCUCUGAUCUCAAGCGGACCAAAAUGGUUCGAACACUAAAUAUCUACUACAACAAUCGCACAGUUCAGGCUGUAGUGGAACUCAAAAACAGGCCAGGAUUAUGGCACAAAGCCAGGAAGGUGACACUCACAGCUGGACAGACGGAUGUGAAGGUGGAAUUUCCCAUACCAAUUGUGGCAUGCAACCUUAUGGUGGAGUAUGCAGACUUCUAUGAUAACCUUCAGGCCACAACAGAAACACUGCAAUGCCCCCGAUGCUCUGCCUCGGUACCAGCCACACCUGGUGUGUGUGGCAACUGUGGAGAAAAUGUCUACCAGUGCCACAAGUGCAGAGCCAUCAACUAUGAUGAGAAAGAUCCCUUUUUGUGCAAUGCCUGUGGUUUCUGCAAGUACGCCAAGUUUGACCUGACCUUGCUGGCUAAACCUUGCUGUGCUGUUGACCCCAUUGAAAAUGAAGAAGACAGAAAGAGAGCCAUUGCCACAAUCAAUGCACUGCUGGAAAAAGCUGAUCGCACUUACAAGCAGCUGCAGACCCACCGCCCUAUGCUGGAGUCUCUCCUUAUCCAGGUGACAGAACACAGUGCAGACCGCCUAGCAGUGUCUCAGAGGGAUGAAAUGAACAACCAAAGCAGUGCAGUACCAGCCAGCAAUGUCAACAAGGCCAUCCAGCUUUUGGCCCAGAAAUACUGUGGCGAGUGCAAGUCAGCAUUUGAUGAACUCAGUAAAAUCAUUCAGAAAGUGAUGGCUUGUCGCCGAGAGUUGGUUGAAUAUGACCACCAACAAAGAGAAGCUGUGAGUGUUAAAGGUCAAGGGUCACUUCCCAGCCUGCCUAGUGUCAAGGCCAAAGAAGUUUCGUCUUUCCAAUCUGCUGCUGCAAGGAGGGAACAGAAGGCUAGCAACUGUUUUGGAUGUGCUAGUGCUGCCGUAGAACAUUGCAUUACCCUAUUACGAGCACUUGUUACCAACCCCAGCAUGCGGCAGAUCCUGUGCAGUCAGGGAAUGAUCCAACAGCUUAUUGAGUACAAUCUCCGACAUGGAGCCCUGUCUGUGCGACUGGAAGUUCGAGCCUUGCUGUGUCUGCUGACCCGAGAUAACCGCCGUGCCACUGAAGAGAUGAACAACCUGAUCAUGACCCGCAUUACAGCUGCUGUCAAAGGACAUCAGUCCAAUCCAGAUAUUGCUUCUUCUGUGCGACAUGAAAUCAUGCUACUGGCCAGUUCACUACAGCUGGAAGAUUCUUGCUGGGAGCAACGUGUACGAUGUGUGAUGAGACUGUUCCUGAUGGGCAUGCACAUGCGAAGCCCUGUCAUCAUGGAGAGCAUCACUUUGCCCUGCCUCCGCAUCUUGCAAGGGCUUAUCAAGCAAGACCUGGUGACUUUCCUGGGCAAAAACAAGGAAGACUUGGAGCCAUUUGAAUGCCAGCCAGCACGAUACCACAUGGAUGUUCGGGGCUGGCUGGAAGGAGACCCUCAUUAUUCUUUUAACAACUGGAAGAAGCGACUUCCAACCAAAGUGACAAAGGAGGGAGAAGAGAAGCUCAAGGAAAAGAAGGAAGUGCGGGCUUAUUUCCUGAUGGAAAAGUAUGUGGGACGCUGGCGCCAACGCAUGUGGCACACCCCAGACAAGCAGCUGCGGCUGACGCAGACUACUUGGCUUCAGACAGCCAUGUUUUCUCCAUCCUCUCGUUCUGCCCGCCAGACUGCCUGCAGUGUCAUUGAAUCCGUUUCUCAGAUGGCCUCACACCGCAAGGAGGUCAUUGACAUGCUGACGGGGUGUCUAGAGCAGGUUGGCAAGAGUGGGGAGUGCGCAAAUGAAUUCCUAGGACUGUACAAACGACUGAUUGCACCUGCCCACUGGAAGGUGUACUUAGCAGUAAAAGGGGUUUUGCAACGCCUGGGUGCUUUGAUAACACAGGAAGUGGAACACCUUCAGUAUCUAGAAGAGACAACUCUCAGCUCUGACCUGGCUCAAGGUUAUGCCCUGAAAUCUCUUACAGAACUCUUGUGGCAGUUUGUGGAGCAUGACAGGAUCAAAAACUACUAUAAAACCAAGCUAGUGGGCUUCAUUCUUAAUGGCUAUCUCUCCUUGCGCAAACUGGUUGUGCAGCGCACCAAGCUGAUUGAUGAGACACAGGAGAGACUACUGGAGUUGUUGGAGGAGCUGACUACAGGGACAGAGUCGGAGACAAAAGAAUUCAUGUCUGUCUGUGUACAGACUGUCAACAAAUACCCACUGGAUGAUUACCGUUCACCUGUCUUCAUAUUUGAGCGUCUCUGCAGCAUAAUCUACCCGGAGGAGAAUGAUGUCGGGGAGUUCUUUAUGAUUCUGGAGAAAGACCCACAGCAGGAGGACUUUCUGCAAGGCAGGAUGUUGGGAAAUCCAUACAGCUCUAGUGAACCAGGACUGGGUCCACUCAUGCGGGACAUUAAGAACAAAAUUUGUCAGGACUGUGAACUUGUGGCACUGCUUGAAGAUGACACAGGAAUGGAGUUAUUGGUAAACAAGAAGAUCAUCAGCUUGGAUCUUCCAGUCAAAGAUGUAUACAAGAAGGUCUGGAUGCCGGAACAUGGAGAGGGUGAACCCAUGCCUGUAGUGUACCGCAUGCGUGGCCUACUUGGAGAUGCCACAGAGGAUAUGGUCAAUUCUCUGGACUCUGGAAAUGAAGAGGAUGUUGAUAAGGAGGCUGUGUUCAAGAUGGCAGCUGUGCUGAAGGAAUGUGGUGGAUUACCAGUCAUGCUGCAAAGGCUGGCAUCUGUACGUGAUCUUGUUUUGGGACGCCAGCUGAUGUGCGUGUUGCUGAAGCUCUUCAGCUUUGCAGUAAACGUCAAAGUGAAUCGUCAGGAGCUGAUCCGACCAGAGCUGAACACAGUCAACAUCAUGCUGGGAGCACUGAACCUGGCACUGUGGGCAGAGCAAGAGGGAACUGUAAAGGGUCAGACAAUCACAGAACAAGUGUUAAAUAUCCUAGAGGUCAUCCUACUGGAAGCCAGUGAACAGCCUCCUGAGCAGUACAGUGAGUUCUCCAAGCUGUGUGGAGAUAAAGAACAGCUCAAGCUGCUGUUGGACCGCAUCAACAGCCAUUUUGUGCAGUCUACUCCCAGUGUGCGUCAGGCCCUCAUGCGCCUCAUCCCGUUCCUGGCCUUCGGUGAUGUCGAUAAGAUGCUGGUGUUGAUCAACCACUUCCUCCCCUUUCUUGAUUUUGACAAGUUUGAUGAUGAUCAUGGUCAAGACGAGCAGAUCCAUCUUGACUGCUUCUGUGUCAUUGCCAGUGGAAUAGAGAGUAAUGCCAAUGGAGAGAGGCUGAAAGACGUCAUUUAUGAACAUGGUGUGGUUCAGAAGGCAGUGGACUACAUUCUCAAACAUGCUCCAGAAAUUAAAACCAUGCUUUCGACUGACUCAGAAGUGUGGAAAGAAUUUGUGAGUAAACCCUCCCUUUCCUACGCUCUCCGCAUACUGACAGGACUGUGCAUCAAGCAUUCCAAGACCAUUAAUCUGAUUGUAGAGAGGUGUGUACCAAUCCUGCACAAGUUGGAGCAAGUGUCAUCAGAUAAACAUGUAGGCACACUGGCCGAGAACCUGUUGGAGGCACUAAAGGAGGAUGCAGCUGCCGCACAGAAGAUCGAAGAUGUGCGACAGGAAACCAAAGCUGAGAAAAAGCGACUAGCCAUGGCUGUUCGCAAGAAACACCUGGGUGCACUUGGCAUGACGGCAAAUGAGAAAGGACAGGUGACUGUCAAGAGUUCUGUCUUGAAGCAAAUGGAGGACCUGAAGGAAGAAACAGGCCUUACCUGCUGUAUAUGUCGUGAAGGAUAUCGCUAUCAGCCUCAGAAAGUUUUGGCCGUUUACACCUUCUCCAAGCGGAGCAAUCUGGAUGAGUUUGAGAACAAGCCACGUAAAACUCAAGGGUUUACCACUGUCUCUCACUUCAACGUUGUACACGUAGACUGCCACACUGCAGCUGUCAGACAUGCCCGUGGCCGAGAAGAGUGGGAGAGCGCGACUCUGCAGAAUGCCAACACCAAGUGCAAUGGACUGCUGCCUAUGUGGGGACCACAGGUUCAAGAGUCUGUGUUUGCUGCCAGUUUGGCCAGGCAUAACAACUACCUUCAAGAGUGCACGGCAGUGAGGGACAUCACCUACACCUUCAACAUCCAUGACCUCAAGCUGCUGCUGCUGCGUCUGGCCCAGGAGCGCUCCUUCAGUGAGGACAGUGGUGGUGGGGGGAGAGAGAGUAACAUACAUCUCUUGCCCUUCAUGAUGCACAUCACCCUUUACGUCAUCAAUACCACCAGAGCAUACACACGAGAAGAGAAGAAUAUCGCCAACUUUUUGGACAUGCCCAAGACCAAAUGGGUUGAGAACUGCUUUGAGACUGAGGGUGUGCUAUACUUUAUGGUGCUGGCCAUGCAUAUACUGCCGCCCACCAAGUGGCGUGAAGUGCGAGCCAAGUUUCUGGAGCGGCUCCUGAUCACAGCUCACCUGCGUGGGACAUCACAGAUCGGCGCUAAGACCCCCAUUGACAGGGAGCUGAAAGAUUUCACGCUGUACAAAAUGUACCUCCUCCUCUUUGGCUUCAUCAAUGGCAUGUAUGAGAAAGUGUUCAAG
Messenger RNA from Pomacea canaliculata, 15553 nucleotides. RefSeq names its product E3 ubiquitin-protein ligase UBR4-like. Lineage: Eukaryota; Metazoa; Mollusca; Gastropoda; Architaenioglossa; Ampullariidae. The record is from RefSeq and is a predicted model, not a curated record. Gene Ontology annotation, molecular function: protein binding; zinc ion binding.